AUGGUCACACUUUCACAAGUCCAUUUAUCCAACGACACCAUCGCAGCAUCACUACCCAAUCUGGUUGCUGUCUUUGUCGGCGCAACAAGCGGCAUUGGUGAAGCUGCCUUGAAGGAAUUUGUCAGAAAAUCAAAGAACUCAAAAUGUUAUCUUGUUGGAAGAUCAGAGCAAGCUGCAACUCGCAUCAUCGAAGAGUGUAAAUCAUUAAACCCCGAUGUUUGUAUCGUUUUCAUUCAGGAAGAUGUCAGUCUAGUUAGCGGGGCUGAUAGGUUAUGUGAAAAAAUCAAGAGCUUGGAAGAUACCGUCAACGUCCUCUUUUUAUCAGCUGGGGCUGCUAUAUUUGACCGUAGAAAAACAUCCGAAGGACUACAUGCCCUCACGGCACUAGCCUUCUAUACACGCCUGCGCAUUACCCAACUCCUCCUCCCCCUUCUCAACCGCUCCCGCUCUACAGGUCAUCUCUCUCGGGUGAUAAACAUCGCCGGCGGAACCAAAGAAGGGACUCUCUACCCCUCCGAUAUGCAAGCCCUGACCACACCUCUGUAUGCAAUCCGCGGCCAUCUAACCACUCUGAUCACUCUCGGCCAUGAAGCCCUCUCUGCCAGAGCACCAGGCGUGAGUUUCUUACAGAUAUCCCCUGGUGCAGUACAGACGGCUCUUUUUGACCACGUGCCAGGUCCAGUGGGGCUUGUGAUGCGGUGCUUUAUUGCAUUGGCUGGGAGAUGGAUUCUGGUACCGGUUCAGGAGAGUGGGGAGAGGAAUGUUUUUCACGCGACUAGUGGUGCAUUUCCCGGUCGAGAUGAUGGGGGCGAGAGGGAUGGGAUUGAGUUGGCGGAGGGUUUGAGUGUUGCUAAGGGUGUGGAUGGGAAGCCUGGGAGUGGGGUGUAUUCGCUCGAUUAUGAUGGAACAGAGGCUGGACAGGAUGUUGUAGAUCUGCUGGAAGGGUAUCGGAAGGAAGGGAUGAUCGAGAGGGUGUGGGAUCAUGCACAAGCUGAGUUUGAGAGGAUAACAGCUGAGCAAGACAUAUAGUACUGCUGCUCGGGGGGAGGGGGGAGUGAGACCGGAAAAGGCACCCACUUCGUCCAAUUUUUUUUGGGUUCUCGGUGGCACCGCGGCCCCGCAAAGCUUCAUCUAAAAUCAAUAGUGGUUGAUAACUGUACAAUACCAGUGG
Messenger RNA from Aspergillus ruber CBS 135680, 1171 nucleotides. RefSeq lists its product as uncharacterized. The transcript is spliced from 2 exons. Lineage: Eukaryota; Fungi; Ascomycota; Eurotiomycetes; Eurotiales; Aspergillaceae. Gene Ontology annotation, biological process: secondary metabolic process. The record is from RefSeq and is a predicted model, not a curated record. Bases 1 to 1029 code for a protein of 342 amino acids.